Rotaria sordida is the source of this 537-nucleotide messenger RNA. NCBI's taxonomy places the organism in Eukaryota, Metazoa, Rotifera, Eurotatoria, Philodinida, Philodinidae. The record is from the annotation of a GenBank genome assembly.
AUGUCUUACACAGUGAAGACAAAAAUUGGUCGUCAUGGUCUUGAACAAUAUUAUGAAGAUUUUAAAGAGUAUAUUACAGGUGAUCUGAAAGGUAAAACAUCUGCCACAUGUAUUUUAUGCAAAGAAAUUGUUUGGCAUGUGAAAAAUUCUACGUCAAAUUAUUGUCAUCAUUUACAACGUAAACAUAAAGCGGAAUAUGAUUUGUGGUCAAAAAAUGCAUCAGAUAAAGAAAAAAACUUGAACAAGAUGAAACAAAUUUCUUUAGAAGAUAGUUUAUCUUCACCUUCUCAUACAUCAAACUAUGGACCAACUCAUCCUCAUUUACCAUUAUCAAUUACUGAAAAACUUGCAUUUAUUCAAGCUAUGAAAACAGUUGAUCCAAAACUUCGUGUUCCAUCUCGACGAUCAAUCACAUCUGAUUAUUUACCAAAAUUACAUGAACAAAUUGUUAACAAAUUAAAAAAUGCAUGUUCAUCAGCUGAUUUUCUUUCAUUAACAUUCGAUGGCUGGACAGAUCGUCGUAUGCGAGCAUCUUAG